Messenger RNA from Centropristis striata (black sea bass), 3149 nucleotides. RefSeq names its product solute carrier family 44 member 4 (gene slc44a4). Gene Ontology annotation, molecular function: thiamine pyrophosphate transmembrane transporter activity. Gene Ontology annotation, biological process: choline transport; thiamine pyrophosphate transmembrane transport. The coding region runs from base 134 to 2302 and encodes 722 amino acids. NCBI's taxonomy places the organism in Eukaryota, Metazoa, Chordata, Actinopteri, Perciformes, Serranidae. The transcript has 22 exons. The record is from RefSeq and is a predicted model, not a curated record. Gene Ontology annotation, cellular component: plasma membrane.
GUCCGCUCAGACACCGCGGGGCUCGUUUUAGACGCGAUUUUACCUCUUUUAAAGAAAGUUUUACUGUUGAUUCAAGCAGCUGAAGUUGUGUUUAAGAGGUUAAAGAAGAAAAGGGUGGAGGUUGAGGUGGAGAAUGGGUCAAAAACAGAGCAAAAAGGAGUCGGAGUCCGAGUAUGGAGAACCUGCUCAAUUCGACCCGACAUUCAGUGGAACCAUAAAAAAAAGAGGGUGCACUGAUAUCAUCUGCUGUAUCCUGUUUAUGGCAGUCAUCCUCGGCUACAUAGUUGUCGGGAUUUUAGCUUGGCUCUUUGGAGAUCCAAGACAUGUUCUUUAUGCAAGAAACUCAACUGGAUGGUUCUGUGGCAUCGGAGAAAAUCAAGGCCGACCUCAUCUGCUCUACUUCGACAUUCUCAAAUGUGCCACAUCGGUUAAUGUUAUGGCAACGGCUCUUAAUGGUUUUCAGUGUCCAACCACGCAGGUGUGCGUGGAAAGCUGUCCCACUGACUUCUGGGCUGUAGGAAUACAGGAAUAUUUCCAAAAGCCUAAAGACGUUUUCAAUCAAAGCCUCUGUGUGCCAUCCAUUAACCUUAAAACUACUGAACUGUCUGUUCAAAACAUUGUGGACCAGGAGCUGUGUCCUUUCUUCAGCAUGCCCACGAUCGCUGUUCUGGGGAGAUGUAUGCCCGAUGUCACAAAACUGGGGGAGAUACCUGGAUACUUUUCCGGUAUUCCAGGUUUACCCAUCUCAGUCAAUAGCACAGUCGACUUAAUCAAGAACGGCACUGGGGACAUUGUGAAUGGCUUCAAUGCCAGAGAGAUAGGCGUCCGAAUCUUUGAGGAUUUUGCGUCGUCAUGGCCGUGGAUCCUCCUUGGUCUGGUAAUAGCCAUGCUGGUCAGUAUGCUGUUCCUGUUGCUGUUGAGAUUCACGGCUCCAGUGAUGGUGUGGGUACUCAUCAUAGGGGUCCUGGCUGCUGGGGCAUAUGGUAUAUGGCACUGUUACUGGGAGUACAGUAACUUCAAGCAAGCCGCUGCAACCAUCACUGAUGUUGGUUUCACCACCAACUUCAAAGUUUACCUGCAAGUCCAAGAGACCUGGCUGGCGUUCUUGAUUAUCAUAUCUGUGGCGGAGGCGAUCAUUCUCCUGACCAUCAUCUUCCUGCGGACCAGAAUCCUCAUAGCCAUCGCCCUCAUCCAGGAGUCCAGCAAGGCAAUCGGUCACAUGAUGUCCUCUUUGCUGUACCCUCUGGUCACCUUUGUCCUCAUUCUGGUGUGUGUCGCUUACUGGGGUGCCACUGCUUUAUAUUUGGCCACUUCAGGAGACCCAAUCUACAAAGUCGUGGCUCUUAACAACACUUUAGAAGCCUGUAAGAGUAUCAAUGGCAGUGUCAUCUGUGACCCUCAGGACUUCAAUUCUUCAGAUUACUCAUGCCCCUCAGCCAGCUGCAUCUUCAUCAAAUACAACGACGAGGGUCUCUUCCAGAGGAACCUCUUCAACCUGCAGAUCUACAACAUUGUGGCUUUCCUCUGGUGUGUCAACUUCGUCAUCGCCUUGGGGCAAUGUACGAUGGCCGGUGCCUUUGCCUCCUACUACUGGGCCUUCACCAAACCAAAAGACAUCCCCAUGUUUCCUGUGACUGCUAGCUUUAUCCGCGCACUCAGGUACCAUGUUGGCUCCUUGGCAUUCGGUGCUUUAAUCCUCACCCUGGUGCAGAUAGCGAGGAUGCUUCUGGAGUAUAUCGACCACAAAACAAGAGCGGCGCAGAAUCCAUGUGCACGUUUCAUAUUGUGCUGCAUGAAGUGCUGCCUCUGGUGUCUGGAGAAGUUCAUCAAGUUCCUCAACAGGAACGCUUACAUCAUGAUUGCCAUUUAUGGGAAAAACUUCUGUGUCUCAGCCAAAAAUGCUUUCUCGCUGCUCAUGAGAAACGUAGUGAGGGUUGUGGUGCUUGAUAAAGUGACAGAUCUGCUGUUGUUCUUUGGGAAGCUCCUGGUGGUCGGAGGAGUGGGUGUGCUGUCCUUCUUCUUCUUCUCUGGACGAAUAUCGAUACCAGGAAGCACUUUCCACAGUAAAGCCCUCAACUACUACUGGAUGCCAAUUAUUACGGUGGUGGUUGGUAGCUACCUCAUAGCUCACGGAUUCUUCAGUGUGUACAACAUGGCUGUCGAUACACUCUUCCUCUGUUUCUUGGAGGACUUGGAGCGUAACGAUGGAUCUCAACAGAAGCCGUACUUUAUGUCCAAAAACCUCAUGAAGAUCCUCAACAAAUCCAACAAAGCACCAAAAAAGGCUAAAGGGAAAGACUGAAGAUCAUUUCACAUCUUAAACACUGUGUCAUACAUUUUCAGGAUAUCUUUUUGUGUUUUACCCAUUCAACACCAAAACCAAUUUGCUGAUUUUGCACUUUUUUUUAUUGUGUAUAAUAUUAAUAACUGUACAUAAAAGGUCUGAGCAUGUGAAUGUAGGUAAUAUGCAAUAUUACAUUGCACAGUGUCCUACUAAACUAGGAAACUAGGUUUUUGAUUUAGCUCUUGGCCUUUGAUUGAACUGAAAGUCCUGAAAUAUUUCUUCUAUAAUUUCAAACAAUAUAUUCAACAUUACCAAUACACCCCCAAGACAUUUUAGACUUUUUUAUUCAAAAACCCAUUUCUGCUUAUGUGAUGAAAGAAAGGGGUCCUGUAAGUCAUUCUAAUAAGAAACCUUCUUGAAAUAAUGAGAAAAUACCUCAAAAUGAGAAAAUGUCUCCAAAUAAAUAAAUUAUGUAUCUUGUUUAAGUACCUUAAAAUAAUGACAUCCACAUUGUAAAAAAUGGGAAUCUUUCUUAAAUGUUAAAUAUAAUGAUUUAUCUUGAAAUAAUGCUGUAAUAGCUCAAAAUAGUUACUUAUUCUUACAUAAUGGGGAAUUUUUAUAUCUUGAAAUUAUUUAUUUUCCUUUUGAAUAAGUUUCUUAUUUUGAUGACUUACAGGGUAACAAGACUACAUUUUCAUCUUUUACUGGCUGAAAUGGACUUAUAUAGAUUUAUACUGUGUUAGUUGAUCCAGUUUAACAGCUUUUAAUGCAUCUAAGAUUUUUUUUUUCUUUUGGCUAAAAAUCUUUUAUAGGGGUCCUCAGGUAUGAUUUCUUAAGAUGGAACAAAUUUUUUUUGCAACACCUG